AUACACGGGGAUGUGAAAGUGUUUUCGAGAGUCAGGGCGACUAACAAAGCGGGGUUGUCCGCCAUAUUUUCUACAGAUGGCGUCACUGUGGAUUCCAGUCCCCCGCAAAUAGGCCGCGUACUUGAUGGCGAUAAGGCGGUAAGUCCAGACAUUGAGAAAGUCGACAGUGAUUGGCUUCCUACAGUCACGUGGUACGGAGCAAAAGAUAUUCAAAGUGGACUUCGGGAGUGUCAAUGGAUCAUCCUGAGGCAUGAUGGGAACGGCAAGCUUGCCGUUUAUGACAAAACCAUUGACGAAGUUAACACAACGUAUAACGUACGUCAUGCAGAAAGAGCCACUGCCCAACUACAAUUAACCACCAAUGCUUCGUAUUUUAAUGCCAUCCGCUGCACCAAUAACGCGGGCGUCACAAGUUAUCAGUACUCUAACGGUUGGUCAGUAGUCGACCAAUGGCCUAUGACGUCAUAUGUUCACGAUGGACUUGGAUCACGUGAUUUGGAAUACGACGUCAUUGGCGAAACACUUGGUGCGUCAUGGGGAGCAUUCUACGGCGAUUCAAAAGACCCGGUCAUAGGAUACGAGUGGGCUGUGGGAACUUUAGGAGCACCUGAGGGUAUCAUGGACUACACAGAGGUAGGGUUGGAUACAAGAGUUUCAAAAUCGCUAUCUGACAGCGACAUCGAGCUGGAGCCUGGGGUAAGGUAUUACGUCACUGUCCGCGCGACUUCAUUGAGCGGAAGGGCUAGUAACAAAUCUUCAAACGGAUUCAUUGUGGACAAGACCGCACCGGCAAAAGGCGUGGUUACAGUGGCUCACAACAUUUUGAACCAAACUGCAAAUGAAGUGGAUUAUACCCUAACUUGGGAUGGUUUUAAAGAUUUAGAAAGCGAAAUUCGUGGUUAUGAGUUUUGCUUGGGCUAUAUCAAAGAUGUCUGUUCGACUGCCCCUACAAAUACCGGUUUAAUACUUCAAGGAACUGUUCAGCACUUCACACCUGCCGACCUGAGCACGCCAUUCUAUGGCAUUGUUAUAGCAACGAACAAAGCAGGCUUGAAAACAACCGUUAGUUCGGAUGCAAUCAAAACUGACUUCACCCCACCCAUAGCAGGGACGGUAAUUGAUGGCGUUGGCAAAGACCUCGACUAUAUCAACGACAGUGUUGCUUUGGUUACCACAUGGUCCGGGUUCACAGACCCACAGUCUGGUAUCGAGAAAUGCAGGCUUACUAUCAUCGAGGAGGGACCUACCGGGCCUUUUCUCGUUCUAAGAUCGACGGUCAUCAAAGCAAACGGGUCUAUUCCUCAUAAAUUCAUUCUAAUACCAGGCAUUAAAUAUGUUGCGACAGUCGAAUGCAGAAACCCUGACGGUUUUAAAACCUCAGUUUCUUCUAAUGGUGUGACUUGUGACAAGACUCCUCCAAUAACGGGUAAAAUAUUUCACGGAACUGAUCGGAAUUCCGACAUUCGGUAUCAGUCUUCUACAAACGCCCUCAGCGUACACUGGAGUCCAGGCAGUGAUCCUCAAAGUGGCGUCAAGGAGUAUUUAGUGGCCGUAGGAACUGGACCCGAUCGCGAUGACGUACGCGGAUUCGCCACGGUUGACAUGGCGACUGAUGUGCAAAUCGUGAAUCUCACUAUGAAUUCUGGAUCCACUUAUUACGCGACGUUAGAAGUUGUGAAUAAUGCUGGAUUGAGGUCAAGUGUUUCGUCAAGCGGUGUCAGAGUCGACGCGACACCUCCAAUAAUAAGCAAGGUAAAUAUCAGUCCUGAAUUUGGCCAUCCCGCUCAAUCUCACUCGAUAGAACUAUGGAAAUUUCAAGUGUAAAUUUUGUAAAUUUUUAGACCUAACCAGAAGCAGCUGCAACCAUAGGCCCUCUCUACACACGCAAAAAUCUCACAUCUUGUAGCAAGUCUGCCAACAAACCGUCAACACGUUAUUUUCGCACUGCUUGUCCCAAGCGGACAACAGUUUGGAACAAGCUGUUAACAACAUGUAACAGCCUUGUUGAUAGUAUCAGACUUGUUGCAAGGUUGUUCCAACAGGUCCGAUACAGUCACAACAUAAGAAUAUUGUUACAACCUAAGUGUCGUCAAUCUUGUAACAUCGUCAAACCAUUCAUUCAUUGCCAGCAACUUUAUAUUUUUAAAUAACUCGCAUGCCUAGUUACUGGCAUGUAGUAAAACACUGACUACCGGAACACCGGAACACCACCGGAACACCGCCGGAACACCACUGGAACACCACCUAACCCUAACCUCAACCCUAACCCCCAACCCUAACCCUAACCCCAACCCUAACCCCCAACCCUAACCCUAACCCCAAACACUAACCCCAAACAAAAUGGUGGUGUUCCGGUGUUCCGGUGGUGUUCCGGUGUUCCGGUAGUCAGUGUUUUACUACAUGCCCUAGUUACUUUCGUUUUGAUAAUGUAAGCAUAGAAUGAAACAAAGUUAACCAAGCAUUCAAAUUAUUUAUGAGUGAUGAAUGAUGUGACAUAGGCGUUGAAGAAAAAUAUUUUUGCUAACCUGUGAUGUAUUGGUAACUAUUCGUACUUUAUUUCACUCAUUUCAGGUAAAUCUUCAAUCCUCGGACACAGUGCCAGGGUUUAUCGGACCAGGAGACUACCUGAAUGGAAAUUGGAACACGUAUGACGAUGAGAGUGAUAUAGACUUCACUGAAUACUGUAUUGGUACAACCACUGGCGGUUGUCAAGUUGAAGACAUGCGACGAAUGCCUGAAAACCAGACACGUGUCACAUGCUCUGAAUGCAAAGUAAAACACAAGCAUACUUAUUUCAUGACAAUACGAGUCUGGAACAAAGCGGGGUUAUUUAAUUUAGCCACCACGGAAGGGGUAACCGUAGACCUAACCCCACCCACCGGCGGAGAAGUUGUAUUAAACCCACCCUACAUGCCUUGUUUGGAAACGUGUAGCCUGCGUGCGACAGUCAGUGGCUUUAUAGACGAAGAAAGUGGAAUUAAAGACUGUGAGUUUAUCGUCAAAACUAGCAACGGGACAAUUGUGACUCCAGCGCAAACUACAACAAGCCAGGAUCAUAUACUGGCUGCUAACUUGACACUAACACAUGGAGAAAGUUACAACAUUGUUGUUGCUUGUUUAAACUCGCUGGAUGUAAGAAGCAUGGAAGUUGAUUCGUCGCCAGUAAGAAUCGAUAAUACUCCACCGGAAAAGGUAAAGUCAUUCGCAACUGUAGACGGCGCUCCCAGCAUAGUCAGCUCAAAGCGUAAUGAGAUAGAAGGGCGAAAAUAAGAAAAUGAUGCCCCCACCCCCAAAGCAAAAGCUGGCAUUUGGAUAUUAAACCCACUGAUCUAUUAGAUCAGUGAUUAAACCAAAUAAAUUUAUUUGGAUAUUAAACCAAAUAUUUUUCAAAAGCUGGUAUUUGGGCUAAUAGACAAAAAAACAAAAUCCAUCACCGCAGCUGGAAAGAGCAUGCUAAAAUUAGUAAAAUUGCAAAGUUUGGUUGGGAAAAGUUGUAAAAUGAGGAAAAUAUAGCCCUAUGAAGUUUGCAAAUUUUGUGUAGAUUUGUAUUACGCGCGGUAAAAAUAACCAUUUUUGAGCCGAAAGUGGUUAUUUUUACCGCGUGUAAUUAUACAAAGAUAUAUAUAAAAUUUGCGAACUUCACAGGGCUAUAUUUUCCUCAUUUUACAACCAAACUUUGCAAUUUUAUAAAUUUUAACAUGCUCUUUCUAGCUGUGGUGAUGGAUUUUGUUCUUCUUGCCUUGUUCUUCUUGCCCAAACUUUAGUCUAUAACUGGAAUUGCCCGUUACGCAUUUCCUUUAUUCUGCCCCCGCAAAGCAAGACAAACUUUUGCUAAUGGAAAAUCGCUACUGCGCGCUCAAAAUCAGUCCGAUUAUCAUCAAAUUUUUACCAAAUGUUAGCCAGUGCAUGCACAAUAUGAUAGUUGUAAAAUUGACAAACAAUAAAAUAAUGUAAGAAUUAUUCAGGAAAAUCUUAAGUCGCGGUACCUUUACGCUUUUAAGUUAUGUUGCUGCUAGUUUUAAGAUAUAUUUAUGAAAAUAUCAUUUUUAUACAGUAAAAUAGUUGUUCUAAAAAAUUGUGUUCGGAAAUUUUUGUUUAUUUCGUCAUUCCGCUGAUAUGGCGAUUUCUUUGACGACUGCAAUAUAUUUCUGAAUUGUUUGUGUGAAUUGCUCCUUAUUAUUAAAAUAUCCAAAAUUAGAACAAAGCCGAACACAAUUUUGAAACUGACGUCUUUAGCUAUGUCCUGUGAAAAUUUGAAAAAAAUUCGUUAAAACCCGCAGGAGCACAACUCGUUUAGAAAUCAGUAAUUGCCGUAAAAUUCUUCGGGAGAAAAUUGAAUUUGAAUAUUACAUUUUCAAUGUUUUUCUUAUUGCAGCGAAAUGUAUUUUAUUAUAUAACUCUGCGAGUUUUCAACAUUUUCCGUCCAAACUUGGUCAGAUACAACUAGUCUAAUGCUUUCAUGGAAACCAAUAAAAAAUUUUAGGCAAAAUUAACACUCAAAGGUGUUCUGUAACCUUAAUCAAUUCAUUCUUGGGCAACAUACGUUAGUGCCACAAAUUUUCACAUUGAUAAUACGUGAGUUUAGUAAGUUAGACAAACACACAUACAGGGUUUAUAAAAAAAAGUAAUCCAAUUUGAUUAUCCCAUUUUAGGGUUUGGUGAUAAUCAGUCCAGAUUCAAACCACGACAUACGACAUCAGCAUACGGGAUGUCACUUCCUCAACACAACACUACGUGUUUACUGGACUGGUUUCCAUGACGACGAAUCAAACAUUGCUGGAUUCCGGGUCGCUAUUGGUCGAGCCCCACUGGGUGCGGACAUCAUACCAUAUAAAGACUUAAAGAUUGACUCGGAAGCUAAGUUUGAGUUAAGUCAGCAAUAUGGACUGUCUCAAGGUGAUACAAUAUUUGUAACAGUUGAGGCAACAAAUCGAGCUGGGCUUAUCACAAAAGUUUCGUCGCAACCUACAAGACUUCUAUCCGAUACAGACAACAACCUACUUAACCAGCAAGAUUUUCUAUGUGUAAAUCUUUGAGAGAAAUAAUAGCUUGACUAAUCUAUUGGUCGGUUUCAUACUUGCUGUAAAGGUUUCAUAAGGCAGCCAUAUAAUGAUAGUAGUUAUCUUCAGAAAUAUUGACAUCUAAAGACCAUGUCAAGUCCAUUCUGCACAUCAGUUCUGCUCAUAACAAGGGGUCGGGACCCAAAGAUAUUGCUGAAAUUUUGCAUCUUUCAAACUUUUUUGAAUUGAAACAUACUCUAGUUUAUAUUCAUUUACAAUUGCGAACCAGAAAAGUGUUAGAUAUUCAGUUAGUAUGUCUUAUUUUACAAAUAUAGCAGUUCAAAAUGUAAACAAAGGAUUUGUUUACAUUACGGACUUGAACAUGGUCUUAAUUUAUAAAGCAAGCAAUUAAAUUAUAGUAAAUUUUUCAAUUCCACUUAUUUGCCUCCAAAUAAAAGACUAAUACAUAUAAUAAUAACUUUCUCUCUCUGAUAAUGGCGGGUCAUUGCACAAUAGUACUUUAUGAAACCCACAUUAUAUCCGAGUUGCACGUGCAAGUGCUAGUACGUGCAAGUGCUAGUAUUAAAUAAAUAGUGUACUAGUUUUAACUUUUAAUAUAAAGUUUAAUUCAUUUUUGGUGUACUGUAAUACCAGAAAUUUUAUAGACUUAAGGCAUUACCUUCAUCAUUACACAGAACACAAGCAUUUUUAGUCCUUUUUCACUCAUGUCUCUGCGGUAGUGAAGCUUUUUAUAAGCAAUCUUUGCGGUGUUGUUUUCAAAAUUAGCGGCUAAAUCCUUCGACCUUCGCCAUGUUGAAUUUUAUCUGUAUCAUAAUCCUGCUUACAUGAAGUAUCCUGCAACUGAUCUCAAAGUCAUUAAAAUGAAUAUAACUGGAACGCUAUCUUUAUAUGAACUUCCUAGGGCUUCAAGAAAAAGAUAAAGGCUGUUCUAUUUAUUGAUUCCAUUGCUUUUAAAUAUCUACAAAUGGAAAAUAUAAAUCACCAACACCUCUGGUGCCCUUUUCAACUCCUAGAAAUAAUUUUGAAAAUUUUUCUUGUAAAAUGUGGGUUUCACAAAGUAUUUUCGUACAUCACCUGGUUCAGUAACCUGCAGUUUAUCAGAGAGAGAAAAUUCUUAUCAUUUUAUAUACUAGUUUUAUAUUUGGCGCAAAUAAAUAGACUUGAAAGAUUAGUUUAAUUUGCUUGGGCCAAAAAACAUACCUGGAUUUCCUAUUUCUUGUUGCAAAAACUUGGGUAGGUCAGGGUUAUUUUUUUAUAGGGUCGGUGGGUUAGGAAACUGGAAACCCUGCAAGUAGGAAUUACGAAACACACCAAUAGAGCAGACGUUAUGUCCUUAACAUUUUUUAGAACCUAAGUAUAUUUCUAUCUUUUGUAUUCUUGUUGUAUCAUAUUGUACUGUAAAUUGUCACUCAUUCACACGCCCCUCAUGGAAACCAGCUAACAGUUGAUGAGGCUAGCUGGCGUGUGAGAAUAAAGUCUACAUAUGUAAGUGCGUAUGUAUAUCACGUUAUGGAGUUGGGCUAUCAAGACAUUCAACAAUAUCGCGAUAAAUGCAAUUAAAAUAAUCAGCCCACAAAAUAUGAGAAGUGCAUGAAUUGAUUUUUAUUCAUUCGUUCACCAACAACAAUUGUCAAUUAAGGUAAAAUAUAUUAUACAUUUGUAUUGAAUUAAAACAAUAAAAUGUGUUACCAGAUGGUCCAUAUGAAAAUGCG
Molecule: messenger RNA, 6733 nt
Organism: Paramuricea clavata
Lineage: Eukaryota; Metazoa; Cnidaria; Anthozoa; Malacalcyonacea; Plexauridae
Source: the annotation of a GenBank genome assembly